This is a messenger RNA of Prunus armeniaca (apricot), 1254 nucleotides long. The record is from the annotation of a GenBank genome assembly. NCBI's taxonomy places the organism in Eukaryota, Viridiplantae, Streptophyta, Magnoliopsida, Rosales, Rosaceae.
AUGCAACCUCAGCAGUUCUCUAGAAUUGAUUUGGGUGAUUUGAAAGCGCAGAUAGUGAAGAGGAUUGGGGCCGAGAGGUCAAAGCGGUACUUUAAUUACUUGAAUAGGUUGUUGAGUCAGAAGCUGAGCAAGAAGGAAUUUGACAAGUUGUGUCACCGGGUGCUAGGAAGUGAGAACUUGCCACUGCACAAUCAUUUUAUACGGUCAAUCUUGAAGAAUGCAUGCCAAGCCAAGACCCCACCACCAAUACAUUCAUCAGUUCCUGCAAAACCUGCGAUACAAGCUGCAAACAGUUCUCCAAGUAGAGAAGAUGGGCAGGAGCAAAGUGGGACCCUCUUUCCAAAUCAAAAUCAAAAUGUACCCGUUUGGCAGAAUGGGGUUUUGCCAGUGUCCCCACGAAAGGGUAGGUCCGGGAUGCGCGAUCGGAAGCUAAGGGAUAGACCAAGCCCACUUGGACCAAAUGGGAAGGUUGAUAGUGUGUCACAUCAAUCCACAGGUUCAGAGGAUAAUGGCAGUAAGGUUAUUGUGGAAAAUGGGGAUGUGCAUCCAUAUGAUUAUCAGAGACCAAUGCAGCAUCUUCAACCAGUUGCUGAGCUACCUGAGAGUGAAAGAGAUGGUGCAGUUCGGCGACCCAUAGAAAAACCACGGAUACACAGCAAAGACCAGGCUAACUUAGCUGUUAUUGAAGAUGAGGAAGAGGUGGAACAAUCAAACCGCUUAAGUUUCUCAAGGAGUCCUCUACUUGCGCCACUUGGGAUCCCAUUCUACCCAGCCAGCGUAGGUGGGGCCCGCAAAGCUUUGCCUGUGGGUAGCAGCUGUGAUUUCGUUGGCUAUUAUGACAAUGGGGGAUUGUCAGAUUCAGAGACGCUUAGAAAACGAAUGGAGCAGAUUGCUGCAGCACAGGGUCUUGGAGGUGUUUCUACAGAAUGUGCCAAUAUGCUGAAUAAUGUGUUGGAUGUGUAUUUAAAGCGACUGAUUAGGUCCUGUGUUGAGUUGGUGGGAGCAAGGUCUACAUCAGAGCCAAAAAAGAGUACUGCACCAAAGCAGCAGAUUCAAGGAAAGAUCAUCAAUGGCAUGUGGCCAAGCAAUCACUUGCAUAUGCAGAGUGGCAGUGGCCCCGUGGAAGAGCAAAGACCACGGUGUUCAAUAUCUUUGCUUGAUUUUAAGGUUGCAAUGGAGCUAAAUCCACAGCAACUUGGAGAAGACUGGUCAUUGCUGCUGGAGAAGAUUUGUAUGCAAGCAUUCGAGGAAUGA